Messenger RNA from Myotis lucifugus (little brown bat), 3414 nucleotides. It is a transcript of the gene MOV10L1, whose product is annotated as Mov10 RISC complex RNA helicase like 1. The transcript is spliced from 26 exons. The record is from RefSeq and is a predicted model, not a curated record. Gene Ontology annotation, molecular function: helicase activity. The coding region runs from base 1 to 3414 and encodes 1137 amino acids. Lineage: Eukaryota; Metazoa; Chordata; Mammalia; Chiroptera; Vespertilionidae.
AUGUUGCGCCUCGCGGCCAAGGUGGUGGCCUUCUUCUGGAGGAGGGCGGACAGCCCCGACGAGGAGACCGGGCUGCGGAGGCUCGAGCCCGCGGAAGGUGACGCCAAGCUGAAAACCGUGCAGGGCGUGGUGACGAGGUACUGCAGCGACUACGGCAUGAUCGACGACCUCAUCUACUUCUCCAACGACGUGGUGACGAGCAAAGUGCUGCUGAGCGUGGGGCAGGAGGUCAUCGCGGUGGUGGAGGAAGAUAAAGUGUCCAACGGGCUGAAGGCCGUCAGGGUGGAAGCUGUUUCUGAUAAAUGGGAAGAGGACAGCAAAAACCAGGGCAGAGGACUGUCCGACUCCAGGCCCCGGGUGCUGAUUGGCUGUGUGACGUCGCUGAUGAAGGGCGCUGGCUACAUCAACCAGACCACAUACUUCUCUCUGAAGAGCGUUUGUGAAGGUUUCGAGCCGUGCAAGGGAGACUGGGUGGAGGCCACCUACUGGAUCCGGCCGGGCACGUGGAGCAGCGAGGCCCUGUCGGUGAAGCCGCUGCGGUACAAGCGUGUGGACAAGGUCUGCAUUUCCAGCCUCUGUGGCAGAAACGGGGUGAUCGACGACUGUGUCUUCUUCACCCUGGACUCCCUGAAGCUCCCCGAGGGCUACGUGCCUCGAAGGCACGACGUGGUCAGCACUGUGGUGGUGGAGAGCAGCCAGUCCUGCUACAUGUGGAGGGCCCUGUGCGUGACCCCCGUGAAGAGACGAGACCACGCCCCCGCUGAGGCCUCUGAGGAGACCUGCGAGGCCCUCCUGCUGCAGAACAAGGGCGGCCUGGAAGUCACCAGGGCCACCAGCUUCGGCACGCUGCGGGAAGGGGCCAGCAGGAGCCUGGUGGUCUGCAUCGAGAAUAAAGGAGACGUCCCGCAGAAGCUGGUCAGCUGCAAGCUGGCCGGCUGGGACAGAACCAGACAGUUCCGGUUCCACUUGCUGCGGGGGACCCAGCACAGCCCCCCAGCACCUGUUCCCGACCCUGAGACGCGGGAGAGCUGCCCAGACAAAACCUACCAGAUGGCGGAGGGCAGCGUGGCCCACAACAGAGCGGUCUCUCCAGAUGACUGUGCCUGCAAAGGAGAAGAGGGAGGCAGCGGACAGGGCGGCUGGAGGAGGCAGGUCCCGGAGCCUGAGCCCAGUGGGCUCAUCCCUCCCGGAGGAAGAGCCCUGAUUGUGGUCACCUGUGAGGCCAAGACUGCCGGCCGCUGCAAGGAGCUCCUCCUGCUCUGCUUCUCCAGCUGCCUCAUCGGGCGCGUCCUGGACGUGGGCGUGGUGAGCGCGGAGGAGGCCCUGGUCGCCGUGCGCGAGCCCUUCCUGUGGAAGAAGUCCAAGAGCUCCCCGGCGCCGGCGCCCGCGAAAACGACGGUUGUCGUGACCACGCAGAAAAGGAACUCAAGACGCCAGCUCCCCAGUUUCCUUCCCCAGUACCCCAUCCCCGACCGGCUGAAGAAGUGUGUGGAGCAGAAGAUUGACAUCCUGACUUUCCAGCCGCUGCUCGCCGAGCUUCUGAACAUGUCAAACUACAAGGAGAAGCUGUCCACUCUGCUCUGGCUCGAGGAGAUCCACGCGGAGAUAGAGCUGAAAGAGUAUAACAUGAGCGGGGUCGUCCUGAAGAGGAACGGGGACUUGCUGGUGCUGGAGGUCCCAGGGCUGGCUGAGAGCCGGCCUUCCCUGUACGCAGGUGACAAGCUGGUUCUGAAAACGCAGGAGUACAAUGGGCACGUCGUUGAGUACAUCGGCUACGUGGUGAAGAUUCACGAAGAAGAUGUGACCCUUAAGCUGAAUCCGGAAUUUGAACAAGCGUAUAACUUUGAGCCUAUGGACGUGGAAUUUACAUACAACAGGACCACGAGCAGACGGUGUCACUUUGCACUUGAGCACGUCAGCCACUUGGGAGUGAAAGUGUUGUUUCCAGAAGAAGUCAUCUUACAGUCUCCCCAAGUGACAGGCAGUUGGAACUGUGCAGGAGACGGCAAGAGCGACGGGCAGCCCACCCCCGAGAACAGGGAAGCUGAGAAGGACCAGCCUGAGCCUGCCACCAAGACGAGCCAGGCGGGUGCCCAGGACACACGGGGACCGGAGGCCUUGGCUACAGAGACGAGUCACCUGGGCGAUGAGCUGCAGACCCCGGGGGCCCGAGAGAAGGAGUUCUUCAACCCCCUGCUCAACGAGAACCAGCAGCUGGCCGUGCGCAGGAUCCUGAGUGGCGACUGCCGCCCCCUCCCGUACGUCCUCUUCGGGCCUCCUGGCACUGGGAAGACGGUGACCAUCAUCGAGGCUGUGUUACAGGUGUACCAUGCCCUGCCCGACAGCCGGAUUCUGGUCUGUGCGCCCUCCAACAGCGCCGCCGACCUCGUGUGCUUGCGGCUGCACGAGAGCUGCCUGCUGCGACCGGGCACCAUGGUGCGCGUGAACGCCACCUGCAGGUUCGAGGAGACGAUCGCCGAGGCCAUCAAGGCGUACUGCAAAGACGGGGAGGACAUCUGGAAGGCCUCGCGCUUCCGCAUCAUCAUCAGCACCUGCAGCAGCGCCGGCCUCUUCUACCAGAUCGGAGUGCGAGUCGGACACUUCACGCAUGUGUUUGUGGAUGAAGCCGGACAGGCCAGUGAGCCGGAGUGCCUCAUUCCUCUGGGGCUGGUCUCCGACAUCAGCGGCCAGAUCGUCCUUGCCGGGGACCCCAUGCAGCUCGGGCCCGUGAUCAAGUCCCGGCUCGCCAUGGCCUACGGGCUGAACGUGUCCAUGCUGGAGAGGCUGAUGGCCCGGCCCGUGUACCUGCGAGACGAGGACGCUUUCGGUGCUUGUGGCGCCUACAACCCCCUGCUGGUGAGUCAGGCCCCACGGGUGCUGGAUCCAGGGACCAGUCAAGUCCCUCAGCGAAAACUCCUGGAAGGCAGCGAAGCGCGGGAAGGGAGGAGCCCGUCCUGGUUCAACCCGGCCGAGGCCGUGCAGGUCAUGCGCUACAGCUGCCUCCUGGCCCGGAGCCUCUGCAGCCAGGUGUCCGCGCAGGACAUCGGCGUGAUCACGCCCUACCGCAAGCAGGUGGAGAAAAUAAAAAUUCUUUUGAGAAACGUGGAUCUGAUGGACAUAAAGGUCGGAUCAGUAGAGGAGUUCCAAGGGCAAGAGCAUUUGGUGAUCAUCAUCUCAACCGUGCGGUCGAACGAAGACCGGUUUGAAGAUGAUAGGUAUUUCCUGGGUUUCUUGUCCAACUCAAAACGGUUCAAUGUGGCCGUCACCAGGCCCAAAGCCUUGCUGAUUGUGCUGGGAAACCCCUACGUCCUGGUCAGGGACCCCUGCUUCGGCGCAUUGCUGGAAUACAGUAUCACCAAUGGCGCGUACACCGGGUGCGACCUGCCGCCCGAGCUGCGGCACCUGCAGGGGUGA